Pocillopora verrucosa is the source of this 3043-nucleotide messenger RNA. Its product is annotated as kinesin-like protein KIF22-B. Gene Ontology annotation, molecular function: plus-end-directed microtubule motor activity; ATP binding; microtubule binding. The record is from RefSeq and is a predicted model, not a curated record. NCBI's taxonomy places the organism in Eukaryota, Metazoa, Cnidaria, Anthozoa, Scleractinia, Pocilloporidae. Gene Ontology annotation, cellular component: microtubule; kinesin complex. Gene Ontology annotation, biological process: microtubule-based movement.
UGUUUUGUUAUUUUUCUUUGAGUUUACCUUCGAUCAACGCGGCUGUUUGUGAAGCAUAUAAGCUGAUCUGAGUUUAUGGCCAAUAUGACUGAGUUAAAAAAGGCAUGUAAAGUCCAAGUGCUUGUACGCUUACGACCAGAACAUUCACAAUAUAAAGAGGAAAGCAAUAGCGAUGGAAUUCCGAAGCGCUGUGUUCGCGCAGUUGAUUCCUCCACACUAGAGCUUUGGAACUGCAGAAAUUCUGAAGAGUCAAUUCGAUACCGUUUUCAUAAGUUUUUUGACGAAGACAGCACUCAGGAAAAAAUUUACCACAACUCAGUUUGUCCAUUGAUUCCCUUGAUGUUACAAGGACAAAAUGCCAGUGUGUUUGCUUACGGUCCUACUGGAGCAGGGAAAACACACACAAUGGUUGGCUCACCAGAUGAACCAGGGUUAAUACCAAGGUGUGCUGCUGAACUGUUCAAACUGAUAGAUACUCACCACCAGGAUCCAACUGUUCCAUGGAAAUACAAAGUUUUGUUUUCAUAUCUUGAAAUAUACCAAGAGAAGAUUAAAGACUUGUUAGAUCUCAAUAAGGAUGAUUUACUGAUAAGACAAGACCAGCAACAAAAUAUCUUCAUCCCAAAUUUGACAGAGAUGGAAAUAGAAACACUGGGUGAGUUUAUGUCCUUGUUCAUAAAAGCCAGCCACCAAAGAAAAACUGCAGCAACAAAGUUGAAUCCACAAUCAAGCAGAAGCCAUUCUAUUGUGUUGAUACAGGUUCAAAAACACAAACAGGUGGCUCCAGUCACAAAACUCAUUGGUAAGUUUCAUCUUAUUGACCUGGCAGGAUCAGAGGACAACAGAAAAACUGGGAAUGAAGGAAUAAGGUUGAAAGAAAGUGGUGCAAUCAACAGCUCAUUGUUUGCUCUUGGACAGGUUGUUGAUGCCUUGAACCAGGGUUUGUGUCAGGUACCCUACAGGAACAGCAAAUUAACACGCCUUCUUCAGGACUCACUCGGUGGUUCAGCACAUUCUUGUAUGAUUGCCAACAUUGCACCUGAAAUGAGGUUCUAUGCAGAUACGGUUAACACUCUGAACUUUGCUUCCAAGUCAAGAACUAUAGUUAACCAGCCAUUUGUCAGAAGAACAAUUGGCAAGUCGUUGGCCCAUAAGAGAUAUAGAGAUGUGGCUUUACCUCUGAGUCAGGCUAAACGACACAAGAUGGAUGAUUCUUCAGCAACACAUGAGCUUUCAAAGCCUAUCAGAAAGCCAAUUCUUGAACCACAAAAGCUCACCAUCCCUGCCGAAAUCCUUAGUCCUCUUAGAGUUGAGCAGGGGAAGAUACAUGAUCAUUUGGCUGCUCUAGAAAAAUUAGCUGCUGGACAGACUUUGACAAGGACGACAGUGCUAUCUGACAUCAAUGUGACAAAAGAGUCACCCAGGACUUCAAAUAGUGCUCUUGUUAAAUCCACACAGUGCAGUCAUCAGAAAACCAUGUUGACUGUGGAUGAAAAUUUAAAGGUCAAGAUUAACCCUCACUUCCAAGAGGCACAUAGAAACAAAAUUCUGAAGGUUCUGAAUGAUGGUACCAUAAUAGAGUUGAAAACACUUCAAGGUGUGGGUCAAAAGCGAGCAGAACUCAUAAUGAAUUGGAGAAGAGAAUAUGGGCCAUUGCAGCAGGUACAAGAUUUAAAACUAAUCAAUGGUUUCACAGACAAAAUGGUUACCUCCUUUCUUAAGAAUAAUCUUUUGAGCCAAAUCACAUUCAGCUCAGAAUAGAGCUGGCGAGUGAAUUGCUGUCAACACAUUUUCUGGGGGCUUCUUGCUUCAUGCCCUAUUCGCAUACUACGCUGUAGCACUGUUGAUAUUGAAAAUAUGUUAAUAUCAUGGAAAUGAAGUUCUCUAUAUUUGAGUAAAAUAAAUGUACAGAUUUUUUAUUGGGGUAGUUUAAAAAGCAUCAUGAAAAAAAGGAAAUUAACAUGUGCAGCUACGUUAAAGUGCUGUAGCUGCCGGUUUUUCUAUAGGAAACUUCCUUUACUACCGGUAUCUGUGUCUACUUCUAGAGUGAAAAACAGUCCAAAAAUACUCAAAUAACCAUGGACAAUUUUUAGUUUGGCAGAUGAAAACAAUAGGCACUUCAAUUCAAUAGCUGAUGUACUCAAUCACAAAUUUUUUUUUUUAACAAUUUAAAACAGUCAUGAGGAAAACGAGACAAGGAUGAGCUGAGCAGUUUGAUGACUUUAAAAAUUAAAAGUACAUUUUAUGACUGAUUUAAGUCUUUGUCAUUAAGAAGUAACCCUUAUUCACUAUAUCUGUGAUUAUCAAUUUCCCUUACUUUAACCUCGAUUGCAAAAAAAAUUGCAGGAUUUUCAAUUAGGAUCUUUUCAAUGAGAUUUUUUUAGUCAGAAUUAAGGUUAAUUUAAUGUCUGGAUGUACUAUAUAUUGUAGAGUAAAGGCCAUAAAGUCCAGCUCCACAAGGUAACAACAAAAGGCCUUUGGUAGUAUUUAUAUUUGGUAUGCAUGUCACUUUGUUGAUAGAAAGUUUUCUCUCUUCUGCUCUGAUGACCAACACAGUCAUACAUCUCCUUCAUAUAUCACUUUGAUUGAUCAAGAAGGAUUUUUAUAGGAAAUAACAUGAUUACUAGGAGCAUCUGGGAUAUACUAGAGGAGUGAUAUUUCCAAAUUACUCAAAGAGGUUCUUCAGUUGAUUAUCAUUUCCUUUAUUCUCGUGACCUAAAUGUGUGACUCAGGGGGGAUAUUGAAUGGAGAAAUUAGAUGCUAGUCACUCUCAGGGAUUAAAGUGUUAUUAGCUGUACACAUUUUCAUGUAUAUACUCCUUGCAUUUGUUAGCAACAAUAGCUAAGAUUGUUAGGAAAGCAAACAAACAAGUCAACAGAAGACAGUGAAAUGAGGGAAACUGUAAACUUUACCAUGUGAUAGAAAAAACAUCACAGAAUACUUAAGAGGGGAAACUUGAAUUGUGCUAGCUAAUUUCCUCUAUUGCUGUUCAUGUUUUUGAUCAAAUAAAAUUUAACCCUUUAACUCCCAGUUCAAAUUUGUA